AUGACUUACGGAGGUAGAGACCAGCAGUACAACACCGACAACUACAACUAUCGUGGUGGCGACUACCGUGGUGGCAGAUCUUCGGACAGAAACUCUUACAACAGAGACGGAGGUUACCAGAACGGCGGUGGACGUGGUGGAUUCCAGCGUGGUGGUGGUUACACCGAACCCCAAGAACUUGUGGCUCCUAACUGGGACGAAGAAUUGCCAAACUUGCCUAAGUUCGAGAAAAACUUUUACGUAGAACACGAAUCUGUUCGCGACCGUUCCGAUGCGGAAGUGGCUGCUUUCAGAAAGGAAAACGAGAUGACCAUCUACGGAAAAGACAUUCCUAAGCCAAUCACCUCGUUCGACGAGGCUGGCUUCCCAGACUACGUUUUGACUGAGGUCAAAGCCGAGGGUUUCGAGAAGCCAACCGGGAUCCAGUGUCAAGGUUGGCCCAUGGCCCUCUCUGGUAGAGACAUGAUCGGUGUGGCCGCUACUGGUUCCGGUAAGACUUUGUCUUACUGUCUGCCCGGUAUCGUGCACAUCAACGCCCAGCCUCUAUUGUCUCCCGGCGAUGGUCCAAUCGUUCUAGUGUUGUCCCCAACCAGAGAAUUGGCCGUUCAGAUCCAGAAGGAGUGCUCCAAAUUCGGUAAAACUUCCAGAAUUAGAAACACCUGUGUGUAUGGUGGUGUUCCAAAGGGUCAGCAGAUCAGAGACUUGACUAGAGGUGCUGAAAUCGUCAUUGCCACUCCAGGUAGAUUGAUCGACAUGUUGGAGAUCAACAAGACUAACCUAAAAAGAGUCACUUACCUGGUGCUCGAUGAAGCCGACAGAAUGUUGGACAUGGGUUUCGAACCUCAAAUCAGAAAGAUCGUCGACCAGAUUAGACCAGACAGACAAACUCUUAUGUGGUCUGCUACCUGGCCUAAGGAGGUCCAACAAUUGGCUAGUGACUACUUGCAUGAUCCUAUUCAGGUCAACGUAGGUUCUUUGGAAUUGGCCGCUUCCCACACCAUCAAACAAAUUGUCGAGGUCGUCUCUGAAAUGGAGAAGCGUGACCGUUUGAUGAAGUACUUGGAAAUGGCUUCCGAAGACAAAGAAUCCAAGAUUUUGGUUUUUGCCUCUACCAAGAGAACUUGUGACGAAAUCACCAGAUAUUUGAGAGAAGACGGAUGGCCAGCUUUGGCUAUCCAUGGUGAUAAAGCUCAAAACGAGCGUGACUGGGUUUUGCAAGAAUUCAGAACCGGUAGAUCUCCUAUUAUGGUGGCCACCGACGUUGCCGCCAGAGGUAUUGAUGUCAAGGGUAUCAACUUCGUUGUAAACUUCGACAUGCCAGGUAACAUCGAAGAUUAUGUGCACAGAAUCGGUAGAACCGGUAGAGCCGGUGCCAGCGGUACUGCUGUUUCUUUCUUCACCGACGCUAACAAAAGUUUGGGUGCUCAACUAAUUAGCAUUAUGAGAGAAGCUAAGCAAGAGGUUUCUCCAGAAUUGAGCAGAUUCGACAGAAGACAGUACGGUGGUCACCCAAGAUACGGACGCGGCGGCUUCGGCGGUCGCGGCCGUGGUCGUGGCGGUUACGGCGGUCGUGGCGGCCGUGGUGGUAACCGUGGUGGUUUCAGAUCCGCCGACGGCGGCUGGGGAAACAGAGGUGGCAACAGAAACAUGGGCUACUGA
Messenger RNA from Lachancea meyersii CBS 8951, 1659 nucleotides. The record is from the annotation of a GenBank genome assembly. Lineage: Eukaryota; Fungi; Ascomycota; Saccharomycetes; Saccharomycetales; Saccharomycetaceae.